AUGGCCGCAACUCUGGAAGGCUUCCUGGAGGAAGUGGGAGUUGCAGACCAGUUAGUAUUUGGCCAGGCAGAGCAGAGGCAUGAAGACAGGCAGUGCGAUUUAAAAACGGGUGAUGCUGAGAAGGGCAAGAAGAUUUUUGCUCAGAAGUGUGCCCAGUGCCAUACUGUGGCAAAGGGAGGCAAGCACAGGACUGGGCCAAGUCUCCAUGGUCUGUGUGGGCGAAAGAGAGGUCAGGCUGUCGGAUUCUCUUACACAGAUGCCAACAAGAACAGAGGCAUCACCUGGGGAGAGGAGACGCGGAUGGAGUGUUUGGAGAAUCCCAAGAAGUACAUCCCUGGAACAAAAGUGAUCUUCGCUGGCAUUAAGAAGAAGGGAGAAAGGGCAGACUCGAUAGCUUAUGUCAAAAAAGCUACUAAUGAGUAAUAGUUGGCCACUGCCUUAUUUAUUAUGAAACAGAUGUCUCAUGACUUUUUACGUGUACCAUAUUUAAAUUGAU
Molecule: messenger RNA, 496 nt
Organism: Kogia breviceps (pygmy sperm whale)
Lineage: Eukaryota; Metazoa; Chordata; Mammalia; Artiodactyla; Physeteridae
Product: cytochrome c-like
Biological process (GO): mitochondrial electron transport, ubiquinol to cytochrome c; mitochondrial electron transport, cytochrome c to oxygen
Cellular component (GO): mitochondrial intermembrane space
Molecular function (GO): electron transfer activity; heme binding
Source: RefSeq, a predicted model, not a curated record